Orcinus orca (killer whale) is the source of this 5798-nucleotide messenger RNA. RefSeq names its product inter-alpha-trypsin inhibitor heavy chain 1 (gene ITIH1). The record is from RefSeq and is a predicted model, not a curated record. The coding region runs from base 47 to 2779 and encodes 910 amino acids. Gene Ontology annotation, biological process: hyaluronan metabolic process. Gene Ontology annotation, molecular function: serine-type endopeptidase inhibitor activity. The transcript is spliced from 22 exons. Lineage: Eukaryota; Metazoa; Chordata; Mammalia; Artiodactyla; Delphinidae.
GAUUAGUGGUCUGAGUGAAGUGACAGGCAGCAAGAGCCUUGAGACCAUGCACGGCACGAUGGGGCUUCGGGGGCUGCUCUGUGUGUGCCUGGCGUCCCUGCUCACCCUGCAGGCCAUGCCCGCUCAGGGUUCACCCGCACGCAGUCCCAAAGGCGGCAAGAAGCGACCGGCUUUGGACACAGCUGUCGAUGGCGUGGUCAUCCAGAGUUUGAAAGUCAACUGCAAAGUCACCUCUCGCUUUUCCCACUGUGUCAUCACCAGCCAAGUGGUCAACAACGCCGACAAAGCCAAGGAAGUGGCCUUUGAUGUGGAAAUCCCCAGGACGGCCUUCAUCAGCGACUUUGCCAUCACAGCAGGUGAAAAUGCAUUCCUCGGGGACAUAAAGGACAAAGUGACUGCAUGGAAGCAGUACCGGAAAGCGGCCAUCUCAGGAGAGAACGCCGGCCUUGUCAGGGCCUCAGGGAGAACGAUGGAGCAGUUUGCCAUCCAGGUCACCAUUGGUCCCCGGAGCAAGGCCACGUUCCGGCUGACCUACGAGGAGGUGCUGAGGCGAAAGCUUAUGCAGUAUGACAUUGUCAUCAAGGUCAAGCCCAAGCAGCUGGUGCAGCAUUUUGAGAUCGACGUGGACAUCUUUGAGCCUCGGGGGAUCAGCAAGCUGGAUGCCCAGGCCUCCUUCCUCCCCAAGGAACGGGCCGCCCAACUCAUCAAGAAGUCCUUCUCAGGAAAAGAGGGUCAUGUGCUUUUCCGUCCCACGGUGGGCCAGCAGCAAUCCUGCCCCACAUGCUCUACGACCUUGCUGAAUGGGGACUUCAAGGUGACCUACGAUGUCAAUCGGGACAAGGCCUGUGACCUCCUGGUCGCUGAUAACCACUUUGCCCACUUCUUUGCUCCCCAAAACCUGACAAAACUGAACAAGAAUGUGGUUUUUGUGAUUGACAUCAGCUCCUCCAUGGAAGGCCAGAAAGUGAAGCAGACCAAGGAGGCGCUCCUUAAAAUCCUGGGGGACUUGCGGCCAGGGGACUACUUCGACCUGGUCCUCUUUGGGUCUGCAGUGCAGUCCUGGAGGGGCUCGCUGGUGCAGGCAUCUGCCGCCAAUCUGGACGCAGCUCGGAACUUUGUGCAGCACUUCUCUCUGGCCGGGUCUACAAACCUGAAUGGAGGUUUGCUCCAGGGAAUUGAGAUUUUGAACAAAGCUCAGGGAAGCCUCUCAGAGCUCAGCAACCAUGCCUCUAUUCUCAUCAUGCUGACAGAUGGCGAGCCCACAGAGGGGGUGACGGAUCAUACCCAAAUCCUCAAGAACGUCCGAGAUGCCAUCAGGGGCAAGUUCCCACUCUACAACUUGGGCUUCGGCCAUGAUGUGGACUUGAAAUUCCUGGAGGUCAUGUCCCUGGAGAACAACGGACGUGUCCAGAGAAUCUAUGAGGACCACGAUGCCACCCAGCAGCUGCAGGGCUUCUACGAGCAGGUAGCCAACCCUCUGCUGAGGGAUGUGGAGUUGCUGUACCCCAGGGAUGCCGUCUCGGCCCUGACCCAGCACCACCAUAAACAGUACUACGAAGGCUCGGAGAUCAUAGUGGCCGGCCGCAUCGCUGACCACAAGCGGAGCAGCUUCAAGGCGGAUGUGCAAGCCUAUGGGGAGGGCCAAGAAUUCAAGACGACCUGCCUGGUGGACGAGGAAGAGAUGAAGAAACUGCUCCGAGAGCGGGGCCACAUGCUGGAGAACCACGUCGAACGCCUGUGGGCCUACCUCACCAUCCAGGAGCUGCUGGCCAAGCGGAUGAAGUUGGAGGGGGCAGAGAAGGCCAACGUGUCAGCCAAGGCCCUGAAGAUGUCGCUGGCCUAUCAGUUUGUGACCCCGCUGACCUCCAUGACCAUCAGGGGCAUGGCAGACCAAGACGGCCUGGAGCCCCUCAUUGACAAGGCCCUGGAGGAUUCUCUGCCCUUGGAGAUGGUGGGGCCCAGAAAGACCUUCGUGCUGCUGGCCUCGCAGCCUUCUCCGACGCGCCCUAGCUCCGAGGUCCAGCAGUUGCCAAACCAAGUGACUGGCGUGGACACUGACCCCCACUUCCUCAUCCACGUGCCCCAGAAAGAGGACACUCUGUGCUUCAAUAUCAACGAGGAGCCUGGUGUGGUCCUGAGCCUGGUGCAGGACCCUGACACAGGCUUCUCAGUGAAUGGCCAGCUCAUUGGCAACGAGGCCAGUGGCCCUGGGAAGCACGAGGGCACGUACUUCGGGCGGCUGGGGAUCACAAACCCCGCAACAGGCUUCCAGCUGGAAGUGACUCCUCAGAACAUUACGCUGAACCCUGGCUCUGGCGGACCCAUAUUCUCCUGGAGGGACCAGGCCUCACUGCGGCAGAAUGAGGUGGUGGUGACCAUCAACAGGAAGAGGAACCUGGUGGUGUCCGUGGAGGAUGGGGGCACCUUCGAGGUCGUCCUGCACCGGGUAUGGAAGGGGAGUGCCAUCUGCCAGGACUUCCUGGGCUUCUACGUGCUGGAUAGUCACCGGAUGUCGGCACGGACACACGGGCUGCUGGGACAAUUCUUCCACCCCUUUGAUUAUAAAGUGUUCGACCUCCACCCAGGCUCUGACCCCACAAAGACAGACGCCACAAUGGUGGUGAAGAAACGCCGGCUGACGGUCACCAGGGGCUUGCAAAAAGACUACAGCAAAGACCCCCGGCAUGGGGCUGAGGUGACCUGCUGGUUCAUCCACAACAACGGGGAUGGGUUGAUCGACGGUGUUCACACUGACUAUAUCGUCCCCGACAUCUUCUGAGCCCCCAGCCAGCACACCAAUCCUCCCUUGGGACCAUGGCAGAGGAGGAGCCUGACCCGCUGCCCAGGCCACACCUCCCUGUCCAAGCUGGUCUCCUAUGUCGAAGCACUCAUGACUUCCAUUAAAGAGAGGCUAUGUCCAGCCCAGGCUGGCUGCUUUGCGGGAGGGGGGUGUGGCAGGGAGGCAACCCAAGAUGUUGCUUCUCAGAAGGGCUCAGGAGUCACAGCAGACCAGGAGGCUGGGCCGGAGCCGGCACCAACUCUGCCCCCACCCCACCCUGUUCUCUGCAGCUGCCUGGCCCCGUGCCCUCUGAGUGUCCUGGGUGUCCCGUGCACACAGCCUCCCCUACAGGUCCAGAGACCAAAGGACACUCUGGCGGCACGUAUAGGAACAACCCGUAACAGCUGCAGCUGCCCCGUGCUUCCUGUAGCCAGGAACUGUUCUAAGUGCCUUUGUUGAAUUAAUUAAAUGUAUACUCUCAACAGCCCUGGGGGAUACUUUUAUCACGACUACUUACAGCUGAGGUUAGGUAAUUUGUCCAAAAUCACUCAUCUUUUAAGUGGCGGAGCUGGGAUUUGAACCCAUGCUAUCUGGAGUCAGCAUCUAUGUGCUUAACCACCCCAUGUAAAUAUUCCCAUCAGGCUGGGUGGCUGAUGGCCAAAGCCUGCUGGGAUUUGGUUCUGGAUAUCCCAAAGUAUCACUUAACACGAACAUGUGAAAGAAAUACAUGAAAUAUAUAUGGACUUGGGGUCCUGAAGAAGUCCUGCCAGGAGCUGAGGGUCACCUAUUGGGGUCAGGGCCUCGGGAGGCAGUUCCCAGGCCUCCAUCCUCCACUGGAUUUCCCAGCUGGGGGUUUGGAACCUCUGAGAGCAGGCAUAUUUCCCCAGAGCAGAGACGGCCACUGCCUAGAAGCUGUGAUUUCAGGGGCCAGGAAUAGCAGUCCACUGACUCCUCACACUGAUGCCUGAUACCCCUUCAGAAUGCCUUCCCUGGGCCUUGUCUAGGGGCCCAGUUAAAAUGUGACGUUACAGGGUGUGUGGAGAUGAACUUGUGCUUUGGGGAGCCACUGGCCCUUUUGGCGAAGGUUGAUGGGCCUCCACCCACUCCUUUCCAAAGGGUUUCUGCUUUUUCUGGCGUCUGUCCAGUUCCCAUUCCAGAUGAGGCCCAUGGGGGCUCAGAUCAACAACACAAAUGCUGAGGUCCAGAGCUGCCCCAAGCCCAGGGACACAGAGCCCUGAGGGGCAGCCAGUGGAAUUUCAGAGCCCAGCCCACCGUCUGAUGUAUCCUGGGCUUCUCAAGGGAGAGCCACGGGUUGCCAGCUGGCUGGUCACCCUCAGCAAAGUCUGCCCAACUGGGGCCUCCUUUUCCCAUCCUCUAGAGUGGAAAUGGGGUGGACCUGAAGAUUUCCUAGAUUCCUUUAAUUCGAAAUUCUGUAUGAUGACUCUGGGUCCCUCCAAGUCCCCAGCUGUCCCUCAGGGGCCUCUUGAGCAACCUCAGAAUUUCGUACUUUGAGUUAGUUGUCCCUCCCACAAAACUCCAAGUAUUGGGGGAUGAGGCGGUAGCCUGGAGGAGAGGGGCUGGGGAAAGCUCCUCAGGCGGCUGCAGGGCCGUGAGGAGGAGCCACUGGGCAAUGCUGGCAGGACAAUAGUUCUGCCACCCCUGCCACAGUCCCAAGAGCCCAGUAGUCAGCAACCAUAGAUGCUGAAGAUGACCUCAUGAACUAGACGUCCUGGGAGCUAGACUGCAGGGCCCUUCUCUCUGCUCCCAGGUGUCAGCCCUGAACUCGGUGCCCGCCAGCAGUGUGGGUCAGGGUUCGGGAGGCCUGAGGAGAGCAGGGACCCCCAGCCGGGCCUCAGCAGCUCCCUUUGUUGAUCCACUAUUGUUUUGCCGACUUUGCAGCUCUCUGUCGUUACUUCUGUGGCUCCUGUGACUUCCAGUCACUAGUCCACUCCUUCCUCGUGGCUUCUGCUGCCUCAGAGCUUCUGCUUUCUGUCUUCUCACUCUGUUUCUCUGCCCUCAGCAGUCAACUCUCUCUGUACAUCUCACAGUCAAGUACACUCUUGGCUUUCACUCAAGACCAUGGUACGAUCCAUAAAUUAGCUGUCCUGUGCUCAGGCAUCCUCAUCAACACUGUUCACUAGUGUCCGAGUAGGAGGGUCACUGGGUCACUUUGCUCAGAAGAACAUGGGUAUGGCCGGCACAUGGUAGCCACUCUGGAAGGUCUAGGGGUUGGCAGGGCCCUGGGAUGGCCCAGAAGGACCCAGCCCCCACUAGGAGGGGAUAAGACCCUGCCUCUGAGGCUCCCAUUGUCCUGGAUAGCAGAACUCCAGGCUCACUGGAGACUUUCAGGAGAACGACUCUCCAAGAGGCCGAGGGCAGCUGAGUUCCUGGCCAGACUGGGAACACAGGGAUGAAUGUGACACAUGGCCUGGCCCUCCAGGUGCUCAAGAGUCUAGAGAGAGUGAUCAGAUCCAAACCUGAGAACCUCAACCAAAGGUAACGACAGAAUGUAGGCCCUUCGGGAGCUUGGAGCCUGCAGCAGGGCUGUCUGUGGUCAGCUAGGGGACAAAAGAGGAAGACUUCUGAAGGAGGGACACAGGCUGGCAGAGAUAAGAGAUGUGAUGUGCAGAGAAGGGGGAGGUACGCCAGUGGGAAGAGAGUUAAGUUCAGAAAGCAAGUUGGAGCUGGACCACAGGACUUGGGAAUUGUCCUUUUCAAGGGGUCGCGGGAGACAGAGAGAGUAAUGAGCAAGGGGUCAGCCAUGGAGAUCUGAGCCUUAGACGGAUGGGUCUGGUUUGGUGCCCUGGCUGCCUCAAGAAGAGGGGGGUGACUGUGAUCCAGGAGGCCAGACCAGAGGCCACGUCUGCGGUGCGGCGACAAUGCUGAGAUGCCGUUUGUGACUCCCAUUGCCCCCUCCCAGGGGGUCUCGGGGCCCAUUUGCCAACACAGAGCUUCUGCUUUCUCCGGGGGCCUCCUUGUCCCACAGCCCCCGGGAGUGAAGUCCUAAUACUGCUGACGA